CCGUUUCUAACACAGUGUUGCCAAAUCAUGCUGCAGUCUGGCUUAUAUAGAAGCUGCUUAGAUUGUCUGAAAUAACUGAGACGUAAUUUGACUCUCUAAGGCCUUUGGUAACCUUUGUGGGAUCUUACGUCAUUCCUAGUUCAUGUCUACAAUCUUUUCUCCUUGUCUGAAACCCUUGGGGCUAAAAAAAAAAAAAAAAACCCACUGCCAUCAAGUCGAUUCUGACUCAUAGCGACCCUAAAGGACAGAGUAGAACUGCCCCAUAGAGUUUCCAAGGAGCGCCGGGCGGAUUUGAACUGCUGACUUUUUGAUUAGCAGCUGUAGCUUUUAACCACUACAGCACCAGGGUUUUCCACUUGGGGCCAGUGUGUUUUAAAGUUCAGAAUUUUUUUAGAAAGGUAAUAUGGCGAGCCUCCAAAGAGGCUUGGAAUCAGAACCCAUAAUCAAACUCAUUAUUUCUGCAUUGAAAUGUAAGAAUAGUCACACUAAUUAGUAUAAAUAGACUGUGAAUAACUUUAUUUCAGUUCAAGUCACCAAACGAUGUUGGGUUUGUCUUACUGCCACAUGAGUUUAAUAACAAAUAAUAAUAAUAAUAAUGGCCUGGGAUCAGAACCCAUAAUCAAACUUAUUAUUUCCACAGUGAAAUAUAGGAAUAUUCACACUAAUUAGUAUAAAUAGACUUUUAAUAACUUUAUUUCAGUUCAAGUCAAAUGAGGUUGGGUUUGUCUCAUUGCCAAGUGAGUUUAAUAACAAAAAUAAAAAAACAAUAAUAAAUUUCAGUUCCAGAGGUUUUUGGAUUUUGGAAUGGUAGAUGAGGACUGGAUCCUGGAGGUUUUGUGAGCUACUUUUUCCUUUUCAACAGCCACGCUCUUAUUCAGUGGCUGAUCUGGGACGACAGUAGUAAUGUGUUACUUUCCAAAUAGGGAUGACAUUCAGUGCUUCUAAACAUUCAGUGAUUCUAAACAAUAUUUCCCUUCUGAGUAGAAAGAAAGAUGCUUUUCUCUUCUUCCCUCUGCCCUUAUUUUUGGGUGUGUGUGUGUGUGUGUGUUAUUUUAUUUUAUUUUACUGAGUACUGUAAUUCAAGCUGCUCAUCUCCUACAGAAGAGAGACCUGAAGACCUUGUCACACUUUGUUUCUUGGAUUUGUUCCAACAUGUGUUAUGAAUAUUUGGAAGAAAUCAUGGCAUGCAUUAGGAUUUAAGGUGCUUACCUCCUAGGAUCCAUAUCCCACCGUCCUUAUUCCAAGGGCAGCAUCCCAGUUUCAGAUUAUUUAAACCUGUCGCUUUCCUCUGUGCCCAUGCUUUCCCCCAGAAUUUAGGCAUUUCCUCCCUCUGUAGGUCAGAGGACACAGAGGCACCAUUUAUAAAGUUCUGACCAGAUUCAGACAAGAUUAGAAGAAAAGAGUAACUUUCAGAACACCUCAACAAGUCCUUGAAAAGGAGUAACUUGUGAGCAACCAAGGAGCAGUUCCAUAGAAUCUCACUGCUCAGGGGAGGCAGGGAGAUCCCAGAUAAAUAGAAGCCACCAGUAACCCCAAUGUCUUGUCUUAGUCAAUACAAUUCAGCUUAUGUCCAUCGAUAUUCAUGAACGAGAUGCAAUAAUUUAGAUAAUUCUGAACUUGGCCCUUGGUUUGGUGGGAUGGAAUAGGGGUCUGUUUAUUACCGUGGGGCAUUUUUAUUUGCCUCUAUGGGCACUAAAGGAGCCCUGGUGGUACGAUCGUUAAAUGCUCAGCUACUAACCGAAAAGUGAGCAGUUCAAACCCACCAGCCACUCUGCAGGAGAAAGAUGUGGCAGUCUGCUUCCAUGAAGAUUAAAGCUUUGGAAACCUGGUAGGGCAGUUCUACUCUGUCUUAUAGGGUCGCUAUGAGUGGAAAUUGACUCAACAGCAAUGGGUAUGGUUUGGCUGUGGGCACUAAAGCUUUGAAAACAUGUCCAUAGGAGGCCUUUGACCUAAAGGUCCCAGCAGACCCACAUAACAAUCUUCUUGGGUCAACAUGGUCCAUUCGUAGACUUAGUUCCUUCUCAAGCCAAGCUGAGGAGUCCAUGUCUAAAGAUCUCUAUAAUUGAGGGGAGGUGAGAGUGUUGUCGGAUGAAGUGGGAUGCAGUUUGGCCCCCUGACUUUGAGCUGUUUCUUCCCUACAAUUCCCUUGUAUACUUAAUGCCACCUGGGCACGGAGAAAAGCAGAGAGUCUGUGAAGUAUCUCAUGUCAUGAGCGGCCCUCCUGGUAGAGUCAGAUGGAUCAGCCUCAAAAAAGAAGAGUCAAGAUGCCAGAUUUUUAGGGAUUUACUAUGACCCCAAGAUGGGGGACAGCCUGACCACUGAGACUCGUGUGGCAUAGAAAGCACACUGUUGUGGCCUACAGACAGACAGCAGUCCUGACCCUGUUAAGGGCUCGAGGCCUAGGUCUCCCUUUCAAUGCUGCUCUCUCCUCCAGUGGAGACUUUAACAAUCUUUACCUGUUUUCACAGUGCUCGGCCAGAAGAGAAGUGUGGGGAGACAGGCAUGUGGGACUGCCUCCUGCAUCCUUGGGUCUGGGGGGCCCAGGGCCUUGAGGCUGACCCAUAACUAGAGGGAAGCUGGGAGCGCCGCAUUGUGGGAGGUGGGAGCUGAGUAGAGAAUGAAUACAAAAUUCCGUUCAGCCCAGUUUGUAUUCUGCGUCCUCCUAAUACUAGGUGCAGUUUGUAUUGCGGUGGAUUAAUAUGGUGUGAAAGGGGACCAGUUUGUGGUUGCCUAGCAACGAGUAGCUCUUCUGUGCCUGGGAUAAAGGGAAAUCGGGUGAUGGUGGGAAGUCCCAGGGCUCCUUGGUGUUUCUUUUAACUCACCCAGCAGUCUUGCCUCUUGGUGGGACCUCCCAACACCACCAAAGACCUGAAUGCUGAAUUUGAUGUUUGGAUGUGAUAGGAAAGUUAGAGCAGAUCCCAAAGUAGCCUGGGGGUUUGAGAAUCUCGUUCCUCACUAUCUCUAAUUCUGGUUUUUAGAGAGGGGGGGUUUUCUUUUUCUUUUUUUUCGUACGUUUUCCUUUUUUUCCUGACUCUCUCCCUCCCCCACAAUUUUUUUUUUCCCACUGUAAGUCAAAACAUGAUCAUCUCGAAGGUCUGAUUUUAACUAUUUCCUAUACUCGUAAGGUGCUUUUAUGUAAUCACAUAUAAUUGAUUUACCUUCUCUGAAAGAAACCAUUCUUCCAGCUUGGAAAGCAGAAAUGUCCACACCGAUUUUCACCUUCUUCCCACCGUUUAACAUGUCCUUCAGGACUUGGGUUAGUGGUGUGCAGCUCCAGAAUUUUCCUCUGCGUACCUAGCAUUCCUUACCCUAGAUAAAACCAAUGUUUCUUUUUUAAUAGGAGAAAAUAGCUUUCAGAGGCAACAGCCCAAGGCAAAAUUGUGAAGUAGAGUUUAUGUUUUGGGCUGUUCUGUUUAUGGCCCACCAUUUGGUUUUGCCUUGUUUUUCCCCAUUAAAGCACAUUUAUUCUGUGUUCAGUUUCUUGGACCUGUGUCAAGUAACUGCCUAGAAAAUUUGACAAAAAAAUUGCACUGAAAUAUUAAUAAAUUAUAAUAUUUUGGUGUGUUAACUAGAGAGCCCUGGGGGUGCAACGGUUAACACUUGGCUGUUAAUUGGCUUGGGCACUAACUGAAAGGUUGAUGGUUUGAAUACACACAGUGGCUCCACGGGAGAAAGACCUGGCAAUCUGCUCCCAUAAAGAUUACAGCCUAGAAAACCAUAUGGGGCGGUUUCUACUCUGUCACAUGGGGUCAUUAUGAGUCGGAAUCGACUCAAUGGCAAACAAUAACGACAGUGUAGUUACUCCUUCCAGAUAGCAUUCCAAUAGGCAACUCCAAAUUAUCCAACCCCUAAGAAUCCCUAAGAAUAAGGGAGCUGAGCCUGGUCCACGCUCUGGCUCUGAGUAGCUGUGUGACCUGAGCUCAUCACCUUCCCUCUCUGGGUUCCAUCUUCCCCACAAUUAGGAUCCCUUCUAGUUUAACAUUUUUAGGAUUCACUGUGCGCUGAAGGAGCUCUUAAUUAUUCUAUCACUCUUGAUCAUAAAAUUGCCAUAUUUAUUGGAAUCAGAGUGGCAUUUCAGUUUGUAUCUCAGAUAUUAAGAAUAAGGACCUGGCAGAUAAUAAUCACCCACCCAUUAUAUUACCUCAAAUGAUUGGAGGUUUAUUGCCAAUACUCCUACAGUUACUAUUAUUAUUCAUUAUGCUUUCAUUUUUCUGUGACCCUUCUUGAACCUAUGAAACCUACUUUUAUUUUCAUUUUUUCCUAGAGCUACUUCUUUAAGCUUUGGGUGUUGCUCGCUCCAUGUGUCCCCUCCCCCACAGUUUUAUAAAUUUAUAUUACUAUUUCGUACCAACUUCCUCUUUAUGCCUACCUUCCUUUGGGGCUGAAGGUUCUUCACACAUAAGCCCUACACCAUUUUAGUGAAGAGCCUCCUUUCUAUGAAAGAUUUAAAAGUAUAUUUUUUUGAGGGGAGGAGGUGAUUGACAAGGGGAGAGCUGAAUGAUUUUUCUUUUAGAGGAGAUGCUUAUUAUAGAUUUUUCAUUUUAAAAUAAAUUGUUCUCAAGAAAGAUAAAUUGGAAAUUAUAGAGGAGAAAAGAAAAUCGGCUUGGCGAUUUUUUUUUUAGCCUAGAGUAGGCAAGCACUUUUUAAUGGCUAGGCUGUAAACAGUGCAGUGCCCGCCCCGUGGACAAAGGCCUGCUCUCCAGACGACCCUAGUAAGGAAGUGUCAAGACAAAAUGCAGCUCUUUGUUCCUGGCCAGCUUCCUAGGAAACCAACAUCCUCUUUUAUUUGUAGUCAGCACUUGGUGGAUUCUUGCUAGAACCACUUGUGAGAAAUUUCCAGUUUCUGAGCCCAAGUGAAACCAGAACCCUCAACUACUUCUUUCUCCAGGGUGCCGAUGAAAACUUACGAGCCCAGAGAGACUCAGAAACCCGUCCUUUACGGGGUUGUUGUUGGGUGCUGUCAAGUCGAUUUUGACUGACAGCAACCCCGCGGGACAGAGUCGAACUGUCUCAUAGGGUUUUCUUGGCUGUAAUUUUUACAGGAGCAGAGUACCAGGUCUUUCUCCUGAAGAGGCACUGGGUGGGCUUGAACUGCCAACCUUUUCAUUAACAGCUGAGUAUUUAACCGUUGCACCACCAGGGCUCCUUUUUAUGGGGUUAAUGCUCUGAAAAUGCUCUUUCUGAGAGGAUCUUAUAUAGACCUAUUAUAGACUGCUCAAGGCUCAGAUCUCAAUAAGGCCAUUUCCUGCAGUUGGCUGUGGAUACAUUAAGUCACCCAGCAAAUUAAAAAAGGAGUAAUUAUGCGAAUUCCAGCACCAAGAAUAAGUGGCCCAGCUGCCAGAGUCCUCAGUGGGUGAAGGGGCAGCAUGACUUCAACUCCCCUUUGUGCUCAAGAUGGCUGCAGUCAUGGUCACGGUUAAAUAGCUGCCUUGAGGGAAGUCUUUUCUUCCAGCAGGGAAAACAGGCCAGUCUGCUCUGAACUAGCCAGCUAACAAUGUCAUGAAAGGGACUUAUAAAAACAAUGGCACGUUGUACAUUCCGUGAGAUUUUAACAAGUUAUACGAACCAAAUAAUGGCCCAAUUGGCUGGCUCUGCAGAUUUUUGCCUGAGUGUGCACAUCCACAGAGCCAGCUCUGUCCCCCGUGGGACCAGAGAUCAAACAGUACCAGCGGUGAAUGUGAAACAGCCCUAGCUCACUCUGGGGCUCGCGGUCAGAGGAGCCCCCAUCCAGCUUCUCUCACUCCACCCCAAAAGCAUUCUCUGCAAUUAUUCUUGGGAGGUUUAAUGUUACUACGAUAAAAACAUGGCUGGGGCAGGGUGGGAAGACAGCAGGCUAGGAAUGAAAGGACCGUCCCUGGUUCAAUGGAAUCUUAUCCUUCAGGCCUGUGAAAGUGUAGCUAGUUAUAAAAAGUAAAACCUUAUAAAAACAUGUCCAUGCAAAAAUCUGUAUGUGAAUAUGUGUAAUGACUUUAUUGAUAAAAACUGGAAAGGACCCAAGUGACCUUCACCCACACAAUGGACUACUACUCAGCAGUGAAAAUGAAAAGACUUACUGAUACUCCAACAACAUGGACGACUCUCAGAUGCAGUAAGCUGAGUGAAAAUAGAUAGCCUCCAAAGGCUGCAUACUCUAUAAUUACAUUUGUUUGACAUUCUAGAAAAGGCAGAGCAGAUAAUGGCUAUAAAGGGGUUAGGAGAGGGAUCAACUGCAAAGGGGCAGGAGGAAACUUUAAGGGAUAAAGGAAAUGUUCUAUACCUUGAUUUUGGUGAUGGUUAUCCAAUAGUAAGUGUUUGUCAAAGCUCAUAGAACUGUACCCUAAAAAAAGUGAAUCUUAUUCUGUGCACGUUAUACCUCAACGAGCCUGACUUUAAAGUAGUAAACAAAAACUUUAUCUUAUUUUAGCCCCUAGGUGCUGCCACCUCCGUAGAGGAUAUUUUUGGUUUUGAGAUGGGCCACACAGUGAAGCCAGACCUCUGAUCAGACGAAGAGUGCUGGACUUACAGACUGUUUUGUUUUUUCACUUCAUGAGCUCAUUUAACAGAUAUUUUAAAGCCUAUACCGUGGGUUAGGAAUUGUUCAGUUGAGUCAGCUCGAGCAGGAGGAAAGUGUUAUCAAUGGCCUGACCUAAGACAGUGGGAGUGGAAGUGGAAGGUUGGGCAGGUGCUGGAGGCCUUUUAGAGACAGAAUUAAGAGCCAUUUUAUUAGGCGAGUUGACAGAUGCUGGCAGGACGUAAACAGAGGCGGUGAGGGACGGGAAGCUGGGACAGUUCCAGAGUGCCUGUGAGUGCCUGGCAUCUUACCAGAUGUCAGUAAAUAUUUUAGGGAGGAAAGGAGGUUUCCAAUUAGAAACCUUGUUACCACAAUGACAUUAAGUUAAUUCAUGAACAUUUGGAGAUGUAUUUAGACCUGGUAGCUCAGCAAAAUGCAGCCCUGGAUCAAAUCUGACCCACAAGCUAAAAAUGGGUCUUAUAUUUUUAAAUGGUUUCUAAAAACCCAGGAGGAAGCAGAGUAACAUUUCAUGACACGUGGAAAUUAUAUGAAAUUCAAAUUUCAAUGUCCAUAAAUAAAGUUUUAUUGGCAGACAGCUACACUCAUUUAUUUGCGUAUUAUCCAUGACUGCUUUCUGGCUACGACAGCCAAGUUGAGUAAUGACAGCAUGCAAAGCCUAAAAUAUUUACUCUCUGGUCCUUUCCAGAAAAGGUUCUCUGGCCCCUCUUGUAGACCUAAGGAGUCUGGGUGGCACAAGUGGUUUGGAAUCGGUUGCUAACCGAAGUUCAAAUGCAACAAGUAGCGCUGUGGAAAAAGGCCUGGUGUCCUGUUUCAAUAAAGAUUACAGCCACAUGGGGUCAACAGGAGUUGGGGCCAAUUCAAUGGCAGCUAAUAACUACAACUUCUAGACCUACACUGUUCCUGAUUUGCUUCCCCAAUAAUGGGUAGUAGGCUCUCAACAGAAAAUUCUGUCUUCUCAUUGUGAUGCUUGCAUGAUGGAACCUUGUACCACUGUCACUGACAUCAACUUUAUCUCACCUGAUGACGAAACAGUGAGUCCUUAUGCAAGUUUUGCGAUAUUGCAUAAUCACAGAGAUAAUGCUGUUGCAACGCUAUGCAUGAUUUAGAAACAUCUUGGCAUCUUGUGGUGUAGACGUGUCUGGUCUGAAAAGCCUCUUUCUGCUGAUGACGUCACAUUUGGCAUCUUCUUUUCUGCUGGACGAACAGGUGUGUUGGGACAGCACAAGGACUUGGAUCCUGACUGCUCUUGCCUGUAUAACUUGUCUACAUAACUCCUCAGGCCAGAUAUUGCUCUGCCACUGCAGCCUGAGGUGAGUUUUCUCAGUGUCCCAAGUAAAAGUGAAGUGAAUUAAUCCCCAGACCCCUUGAGUCCAGGGCCUGCUGAACUUGACAGUGGGAGACAAGUUCAAGCCCUGGAGCUGCCCUCUGGAGGUGUUCUAAGGGAGUCCAGUUGGGCCUGUGAAUGGAAUAAGGCCAGAUUCACGUGCAUAUUCUGUGCUUCAGGCUUCAGCCUUGAAACCAAGGCACCAUCCUCCCUGGCUCAGUGAAGAGAACUUUUCUGAGGCCCCAAACAGUAUGAGAGGCAGCAGAGAGACUGGAAAACAAACACGGAAACAAAAAUGGAAGCUAUGGCUUCUAACUAGACUCGGCUCCACACUCAAAUGUCAAAGCACUCCCGUUAUGGCUCGUCUACCUGUAACCUCAUCUCCUGCCGAGCCCCUUAGUCACUACACGUCACCACACUGCCUUCCUUUACUGCCCUUGGGUCCUUGCCUUUCCCUUAGCCUGGAAGGUUCUUUUGGGGCAGUACAGCUGGGUGGGUGCUGGAGCCAGUCUUUGGGUUACAAAGCCUCAUCUUAGCCAUUUUUUGGUUGUGUGACCUUGGGCAAGUUACUGAAAUUCCCUGGAGCCCAAUUUCCUUAACAGUAGAUUGGAGACUGUGGGGAUUAAAGGAGUUAAUAGAUGUGAAGUGCUUAGCACAGUGCCUGGCACAUAGUUAGCCCUUAAUAAAUACCAAUUUUAUGGUGCCCUGGUGACGCAGUAGUUAAGAGCUUGGCUAGAGGACAGAGCUUAACCGGAAACAGUUCCAACGCAAAAAAUCCCUGCCUCCCAUUUUGAUGCUGAACAGUUACUUGGACUCUAGCUGAUAACAAGGUCUCCUUAGGAGUAGACUUGUCUGAACCAUAGAGGUUGCCAGAACUACACUUUUUAAAAAACAGUGUACGCCUCUGCCUAGAUAUGCAGGCAUUUAAGGUGACAACAGUGAGCCCAUAGUUCUUUCCCUGUAUCAGGUUGGCAAGAGAAGGUAGACUGAGGUGAGGUUUGAGAACCCAUCAGCCACUCCUUGGAAACCCUACAGGGCAGUUCUACUCUGUCCUAUAGGGUCACUAUGAGUGGGAAUCGACUCGAUGGCAACAAGUGUGUUUUUUUUGUUUUGGGAUUACUCCAGCUGUCUACAUGGUUGGUUCAUCUUGGCUCAGAUUGCAGUGCCUCAGAGAGACCUCUCCUGACCUCACUGCUAACAGCAGCCUCUGCCAGUCACUAUCUCAAAACCCUGUAUUUAUCUUCAUAGCACUUAUCUCAAAUUUUGUUUACUUUUUUAAAAAACUUUUCCCCACUAGGAUGCGGUUCUGAGGCUAAGGGUCUUUUCUUGCUUACUGCUGUUACUAGAGAUACUUGAUAGUUAUUUCGUGAUGACUGAAGACCACAUUGCAACCAGAUGCUACCAGCACUAGUUGCUGUCAAGUCAAUGCCAACUCGUGGCAACCUCACGUGUGUCAGAGUAGAACUGCUGCGGAGGUUUUUCAGAGACAGAUUGGCAGGCCUUUCUUCCAAGGCACUUCAAACCUCCAACCUUUCAGUUAGCAGCCAAGCAUGUUAACAGUUUGCCCAACUAAGGGACUCCAACCAGGUGCUAAAACCAAAAAAAAAAAAACCUGUUGCCAUCCAGUUGAUUCCAACUCACAGCGACCCUAUAGGACAGAGUAGAACUGCCCCAUAGGGUUUCCAAGGAGCAGCUGGUAGAUUUGAACUGCUGACCUUUUGGUUAGCAGCCAAGCUCUUAACUGCUGUGCCACCAGGGCUCUAACCAAGUGCUAAGAGCCUUUAAAUUAAGGGAAUGGGGGACAAGAUUGUUCCAAAGAGUCUUCUGUUUCACAAAGCAAAUGACACUGAGAUGUCUUUCUAAAAAAAUUUCCAGAAAUACUUCAGUGUUCUGUCAGGACACUAAAGAGGUUCCCAUACCUAACCUCACUCUACUUUCUCUUGCCAGUCUGGUACAGGGAAAAAACUAUGGGCUCACUGUUGUUGCCUUAAGCACUUGCAUAUUUAGGCAGAGGUGUACACUAUUUUUUUUUUUUUGUACUUGAGUUUUCUUUUUUUUUUAAUUUUUGUAUUGUACUUUAGACGAAGUUUUAUAGAGCAAACUAGUUUCCCAUUAAACAAUUAAUACAUAUAUUGUUUUGUGACAUUGGUUGCCAACUCCACGACAUGUGAACACUCCCCUUCUCCAAUUUGGGUUCCCCAUUACCAGCUUUCCUGUCCCCUCCUGCCUUCUCGUCCUUGCCCCUGGGCUGAUAUGUCCAUUUAGUCUGGUUUUGUUUUAUGGGCCUCUCUAAUCUUUGGCUGAAGGGUGAACCUCAGGAAUGAUGUACACUUUUUUUUUUUUAAAGUGUAGUUCUGCCAACUUCUAUGGCUCAGACAAGUCUACUCCUAAGGAGACCUUGUUAUCAGCGAUAGAGUCCCAGGAACUGUUCAGCAUCAAAAUGGGAGGCAGGGAUUUUUAGCGUUGGAGCUGUUUGCUGUUAAGCUCUGUCCUCUAGUGGUAAUCAAACGUCACAACAAUGCAGCAUCUAGCUACAAUUCGGUUUUCAGAUAUUAAGCAUGAUAUUGUGCCGUGGCAUUAUAUUUACAGCUUCAGAAUGAAGGGUUUUGUUUACAAUAUAUAAACAGGCAAGUGCUUUUCAUUGGCUAUAUGACAGGUGAUUAAAUUCUAUUAGAUAAAUUAUUUUAAUAUUAGAAUUUUUGGUCUAAUGUUCUUGGAUGAAAAGCUCUAAAAUGCUGUGACACUGUAUGUAGAUUUUGAGGUGGCAGGGGUUGGCAUUUGGUCUGAAUUUUUACCUACAGUAGUCAAGGCAUUUCCUUGGAAGAAAUUGUACUCGAACUCUGAUUUGACAGCAGAAAAAAAUGGUAGCCUAGCAGAAAAAACCGGUUGCCAUCAAGUCAACUCUGACUCAUGCAGACACCUCCUAUUGUCGGAGUAGAACAUAGGCUUUUCAGUGGCUGAUUUGUCAGAGGUAAAUUGCCAGGCCUUUCUUCUGCAGCACCUACCUCCAGGUGAACUCGAGCCUUCAACCUUGUGCUUAGCAGCUGAGUGUAUUAACUAUCUGCACCACCCAGGGGCUCCUGCUUGGCAGGCAGGAAGCCAGUAUUAAGUGUGGCUGAACACUGAUACCAGUAUAAUAGAGACUGACAAGGGAGAGAGUGCGCCUGGGCUGACUGCAGCAGAAGAGAGCAGCAGGGGAGUCUUAGGGGGAAGCAGUAGGUACUGUCAUAUUUCUUGGAUGGGAAAAGAGUGAGGAAGCUUCACAUAUUUUUUGGAAGUUCUGAGAAGAUGGUCAAGCUGUUAAGAGAUCAAGGAGGCAGAAUUUAGGAAGAGUUAUUUACUUACUGCCAAAAUAAUAUGUCACUACCUACUGCUUUGCAAAUUGCUUUUUUCAUUGGCCAUUGUUCCAUUUUUUUAUUGUUCCAUAAUAACUAUGUGGCUCCGCCUCCUUCUUUUGAACGAUAUCUCAGUUAUCUAGUGCUGCUAUAAUGGAAAUACCAUAACUGGAUGUCUUUAACCAAUUUUUUCUUUCACAGUCUUGGAGGGUAGAAGUCCAAAUUCAGGGCGCCAGCUCCAGAGUAAGGCUUUCUGUCUUUGUUGGCUUUGGGGGAAAGUUCUUGUCAUCAAGCUUCCCCUGGUCUAGGAGCUUCUCAGCGCAGGGACCCCAGGUCCAAAGGUCAUGCUGUGCUCCCGGUGCUUCUUUCUUGGUGGUGUGAGGUCCCUCUCCUCUCUGCUUGAUUCUCUCUUUUAUAUCUCAAAAGAGAUUGACUCAAAAUACAACCUAAUCCUGUAGAUUGAGUCCUGCCUCAUUAACAGAACUGCCUCUAAUCCUGCCUCAUUCACAUCAUGGAGGUUAAAUAUAUUAUUUCAUACAAUGAAAUACUGGAUAGUCAUUUGUCAUGGAUUGAAUUGUGUGUUAUAGCCACAUUAGAUAACUAGGACAAGGGGAAACAGUAGGAAAGACAACCAGCUAAAUCUAGUUAGUCAAUGUUAGAUAAAGAUGAAUGCUAAGCAGAAAACAUACAUCAGAGCAAGGAGCUAUGAAAUGUUGGGGAAAGGAGGUAUUAAAUUUUAGGUAGGGUAGCCAGGGAAGACCUCACCAAGAAGGUGACUUUUGAGUGAAGGGGUGAGCUGUGUGCAAUGUCUAGGGGAAGAGGAAGCAGCAUAGACAACAGCAAGGAGGCCAGAGGGACUGAAGGGAGUGGACAUGAGUGAGGGUAGGAGAAGCUGAUGUGAGAGAGUAGUGAAAAGGAUAAGGGGGCAGAUUGCCUAGGGCCUUGUAUGCCAGAGUAAGGACGUUAAUGUUACUGAGAGACAGGGAGAGCCAUCUCAGGAUCACUUUGGCCAGCAUGUUGUUAACAGACUGCAAGGGGCAAGGGGCAGGGAGGCCAUUGUGGUUGUCCAGAUGAAGGAUGGUGGUGCUUCAGAUAUUGUGAUGGCAGUAGAGGUGGUGAGGAAGGAGGAUUUUGCAUAUGUAAUAUGAAGGUAGAGAGAGCCAUCAGGAUUUCCCAAUGGAUUGGAUGUGGGUUAGGAGAAAAAAGGAGUCAAGCACGAUACUGAAACGAUGGAGUUGCUGUCAACUGAGACAGCUUAGUGUGCAUUUAUGCAAGAAUGUCUGUAAGAUAAACACCUAGGAGUAGGAUGAUUGAGUGUUGGGUAAUAGGACAAAAUAAAACUUCUUGACAAUUAGGUGUAUUUUUCCCCCAUUCUUUCCUAAUUUUUUCACUUUCCAAAUUUUCUCCAAGAAGCAUUAUUGUUUUUACUAUGUUGUUGUUGUUAGGUGCCAUCAAGUCAGUUCCGACUCAUAGCGACCCUGUGUACACGACCUGGUCCUGUGCCAUCCUCACAAUCGUUGCUAUGUUUGAACCCAUUGUUACAGCCGCUUUAUUUACUCUAGAGAGCUACUUGUUGAGAAAUCAGUCUCCGUUGAGUCAGCCCUGACUCAUGAUGACCCCAUGUGUGUCAGAAUAUAAUUGUGCUCUGUAGGGUUUUCAAUGGCUGAUUUUUCAGAAGUAGAAUGCCAGGCCUUUCUUCUGAGGCACCUCUGGGUAGACUCGAACCUCCAACCUUUCAGUCAGCAGCCAAGAGUGUUAACCAUUUGCACUACCCAGGGACUCUAAAAAUAAAAACAUCCCUCUAUUUGUAUACCUUAGUCUACUCCAUAGGUAAGAUGCCGAAAACUGGUGUCUCAAUCAAAAUUAUGUAAAAUAAGUGGCUUAGAUAUAUUAAAGCAGAAGUUCUCACACUCUGGCCUCAGAACCCUUUCAAAAACCAACCAAACCCAGUGCCAUCGAGUUGAUUCCGACUCAUAGCGACCCUGUAGGACAGAGUAGAACUACCCCAUAGAGUUUCCAAGGAGGCCUGGUGGAUUCGAACUACUGACCCUUUGGUUAGCAGCCGUGGCACUUAACCACUACGCUACCAGGGUUUCCUCAGAACACUUUACACUCUUAAAAAUUACUGAGGACCGGAAAGGGAAUUAUUUAUAUGAAUUAUAGCUAUGGGUAUUUACUGUAUUAGAAAUUAAAAUGUAGAAUUUUUUUAUAAUGUUUAUUUAAUUCACUUUAAAAAAAGAAAACAAUCAUAAACUCAUAAAGAAGCCCUGGUGGUAUAGUGGUUAUGCACUCAGCUGCUAACCAAAAGGUCGAUGAUUCGAACCCACCCAGCGGCUCCUUGGGAGAAAGAGGUGGCAGUCUGCUCCUGUAAAGACUACAGCCUUGGGAACCCUAUGGGGCAGUUCUGUUCUGUCCUACAGGGUCUCUAUGAGUCAGAAUCGACUCAAGGGCAAAGGGUUAAGUGCAUUAUAUGCAAACAUAAAUAACAUAUCUCUGUAAAAAUAAUCAUUUUCCAAUACAAAACAAAAUUUUGUGAGAGGAGUAGGCUGUUUUAUUUUUCCAAAUCUCUUUAGAAGACAGCUGGUUUCUCUGACCUGCUUCUGCAUUCAGUCUAUGGUAGUAUGUCGUUUUGGUUGAAGUCUGAAGAAAAUCUGGCCUCACAGAGAUAAUCUAGUUCAAAAAGGGAGGAGUAUGUUCAUCACCUUUUCAGAUAUUUAUAGAUAUUCUUAGAUACUAAAAAUUCCAAAGGUAGUAAUUCUUUAAGGUGAAUUGCAGGAUGGAACCUGAAACUGUAUCCAUGAACUUUUCUUGCUUUAGCACCUUGCAAUGCAUUGAUCUGCCUUGCAAUUUGAACAGAUUCAUGCAUGAUUUUGUACCAUCAUUUGAAAAAUACCAGUGUACUGAGUUACACAGAUCUCCCAAAUGUUAAGAUAGUUCACUAUACAAUAUCAAAAACUCAAAUUCGCUAAUAUCACCACCAGUCUCCUCAAAAAAAAAGUUUUCAAAGUACUGGGAAUGUGUCAAAUUCAUGGUGGUGAAUACAGGUUUCCCAGAAGUCUAAUUUUUCCUUGAAAAGCUCGGCUUUUGUCAUUGGCAAUGAAUACUGUCAGUUGUUUUCCUCAAAGUGACAGACUUACUUCGUUCAUUUUCGAGAAAAUAUCUGCCAGAUAAUGAAGUCUGAAUAACCAUCAUUUGUCAGACAUUCUUUCAAGUGAAAAUGGCGUUCCGGGAAAAAGUAGCUAGUUCAGCUUUUCCCUAAGACAACCACAGCGCUUGGGUAUGCAGCUCAAGCUCUGUAUACCUAUGUCCCAUUUCAUCACCCAGAAUAUUAAGGAGACCUAUACUCAAAGGUCAGAAACCCUAGUGGCGUAGUAGCUAAGUGCUACGGCUGCUAACCAAGAGGUUGGCAGUUCAUAUCCGCCAGGCGCUCCUUGUAAACUCUAUGGGGCAGUUCUACUCUGUCCUAUAGGGUUGCUAUGAGUCGGAAUUGGCUCGACGGCAGUGGGUUUGGUUUUGGUUUGGUUUAUACUCAAAGGUCAAGAUUGAAUAAAAUUAGGAAUUCUUACUGCUUCACCAAGCACAUUUUUAAGUGGAACCGGAUUAUUUAUUUAUUUAUCUUUUACUGUGAAUGCAUGGCAGAGAAAAAUACAACUACUAUUGCCAUUUGGUGUCCCUGCCAUGCUUUGUGCUAAGGCACUGGCAGUUUUACCCAUCAUUGACCAUGAGUGCGAAUGUCAACCCAGGAGAAAAGGCAAAAGAUGUCUCAAUAUUAUUGUGAAAAUAAUUUUGACUUCGCAGACCCCCUGAAAAGUGUCCGGCACCCUUGUGGAACCUCAGAACCUUCUUUGGGCACUGCUGUGCUAGAGGGUUAUGCUACUUUGUUGUUAUUGGGAGCCAUUGAGUUGAUUUGGACUCAUGGCAACCCCAUGUGACAGUAGAACUGCCCCAUAGGGUCUUCUAGGCUAUAAUUUUUAUGGGAGCAGAUCUCCGGGUCUUUCUCCUGUGACUUAUGAGCCUUAAUAAAGCUGUGGAAACACAUAGAACACAAAUAAUCACCCCGUUUAUCUAAAUGCAUGUUUUUUUCCAGCUAAGAUCUUUUUUUAACCCAGCUUGCCCAGUAACUGUAUUUUUGCCUUUGAAGAUACUGAUUAUUAAUAUAGAAAAGUCAUUAAAUUUUUAUUUAAAAAUCAGAAAAAGAUUGAGAAUCUGCCUUAGAAGAAAGGGCUCUUGCUUGGGGAACUAUACAGUCCGGUGGGUUGCGAAACCUCAAUAAAUACUAACUCUAUUUAAUGUAAUUGAGUUGUUGCUCUUUAUAUACUGUGAAGAGCUGGACCAGAAUCAGUUGUCGUUCUGCUCUAAUUGCUUUCUAUUAAAACCGUGAAAACCCCAAGGCUUGGUGAGUCCAAGGCCUGGAUUAUGGCAAAGAUGCUGUUUGGAUGUUAAAUUGCAGUCAAGAGAGAGAUUUAUUUAAGGGACAAAUUUACUUGGGGCAGGCUGAAAGUGAACGUUCUCCUGAUUAUUCAGGUUUCAUUAAUUACUCGUUCUGUGCUCCCAGUGUGGAGUAGCUGGGGAGCUCCAUCCCGGCCUUUAUGUGAAUGAAGAUAAGGAUGUGUCAGGCCCUGGGAAUGAGAACAUGCUGUUGGCCCUUCCAGGCAAUUUCCUUUCGAGUCCCGGCUCUCUCCAGAUGGCAUCUAAUUGUUUCUUGAAUGACCUCAGUGUCCAGGCUGCAGAAACCUGGUCUCAGAGGCCAUUUCACAUAUUUAUUAGCCUGUGGAUGAGAAUGUACUUUAUAAAGCCCCCAUUCAUGCUCUCAAAAGAGCUUUUUGUGCAGAAGAAAUGACGAAGCUGAUGGACUGUUUCCUGUGGCCACCAGACUGCAGUUGGGUUUUUCUUUUUCCCAGGCUCAGGUGGGCGUUUCCCAAAGAGGACUGUGUGAUCCUGCUGAGCCCAUCAUUCCCCAGCUUCCUCUAUCUUCUCGUGGUCUUCUCUGGAAAGAGCUUGGGCAGAAUAGGGUCAUGUCAUGUUGCCUCCUGCUUUGCAGAGCAUCUCAGGAUUACUUAAGCAGACCGUAAGUGGUGUGAAUUGGGAAUUCCUGCAUUCUGUGAGCCUCUCCCCAUUUGGCUUCCCAGGUGGUUCACUGCUUGGGAAAGUGAGACGAUCCUUAGAACUGAAGCUGGAACCAGCUCAAUCUAGUCAAGGGGUGGCAAGGCUGGUGACCCCAAAGAGGAGUGUAACCUUAAUGCGGCAUGUCAUGCCUCAUGCCUCUGUGGUCCUGAACUUUUUUUAGGAGGGGUCCCUACCCUUCUGCAAAUAUGAACUACGACUUCUCCCCCUAGAAAUAUACAUGCAGACUUAUUGUACUUCUAAUUUCCUAGGUGUUUGUGGAACUCAGAUGGAGAAUCUCCGUGUUUCUGCAAACGUUCACAGGGCCCCUAUCACAUUCAGGCAUUGAGCUGGGCACUGGGGUGAUGAAGAUGACUCCAACAUGGGUCCCAGGGCUGACAGACAAAGACAUGGGUCAUUUUAAUGGAUGUUUGGAUAGCAGAAUACUGGAAGGCAGGAUUAGAGCUAGGAUCCUCACUAGGGUAAAUAGAUCAAUAACAAUGGAAGAAGAGUCCUUAUGGGGCUACGUACAGUGAGAACUGGUGUUUCUAAGCUCCUUUAGACUGUGUCCAACUAAGGACUAUCUAAGGAGCAAAUUUGGGAAGACCUGAACAUAAUUUGGGGAUGGCACAAUUUUUUUUUGUUCUGGAAAGAAAUAAUGAGAGUUUCCUCAAUAGGUAAUCCUGCCUGGUUAAAUCUCACCUGCCCUCAUUAAGGGACUAUCUCGCCAGUCCUCUGAAUCAGGUUCUAUCUAUGGCUUUCCACAUAACAGAAUAGCCUUUCGGAAAUGUCCUCCAGGAGUUUAGGAUGGCACUGUUGCUUGGGUAAGCAGGGCUGAAUGAACUGUUUGUUAGUGGGUUCCCAUAGCCUGGGAGGAGUGCUGGGUGUGGAAGCAAAAGUCGCACCUACACUCAAUGGCAUAGGACAUUCCGACUUCAUGAUUUCUUCUCCUUUUUCCUUGAGGCAAACUCGUGUCUAUUGUACCCUUGAAAACUCAAGAUAAUUCAGUUCUUUCAUGGAACUUCCCUGCAAUAAAUAGGUUGUGAAACACAAUUAAUUUUCACCCAUCACUGAAACAUGAGUAUACAGCUCUAUUAUGAAUGGGCGCAUAUUAUACAUGUUUUCGUGUUGCAUCAGUUUACGUUGGCUCUUGUUUUAGAAUUUCUCAGGUACAAGGAACACAUCUUACGUGUAUAAAAGAGCCCAAUAUGUUGUGUUACUUUUCAAUCUCAAAUUUUACCUAAUCUUACACUGCUGGGAAAGGUAGGAGUGGAGUCACCUGAGUUGAUGGCUGUUUCCAAGAAGGAAAACAUCUUUAGGACUCUCAGUCUCUCACAUCUGCUUCUCUCAUCGUGUUGGCUGCAUUCUCUCAGAACAGCUUUUUCAUGCAUUAGGAGCACAUGGUAGUAGUCUGCGCUAGGCUUAUAAUCUUAAAGUAUAUGGUCCAAGGGGAAAAGGAGACCUCUCCUAUUAGCUCUAGUUUGAAAAAUUCCAGGGAAGGACUCUGAUUGGCCUGACUUAGGUCACGUGUCUGCUCCUGGGCUAUUCAGUGGUCAGUAUUUUGAUUGGCUCACAUGUCCAUUACAUAUAUGAACAUACAUGCUAUCUAGUAAAGCUUUUAAAUAAAAUAACCACCACAUGCUACUUACAUCAUUUUUCCUUCAGAAUUUUCAGGAAUCAGAAGUACAUUAGGUUAUAUUUCUAAUUUCCUCUGUCUACCCAAGGUUACCCAAGGUUGGUUAUUGUUGUUAGUUGCCAUCAAGUCACCUGUGACUCUUGGUGGCCUGAUGUGACCCCAUGUGUGCAGAGUAGAACUGCUCCAUAGGGUUUUCAAGGCUGUGACUUUUCAGAGGCAGAUCACCAGGCCUGUCUUCCGAGGCACCUCUGGGUGGGUUCGAGCUGCCAAACUUUCAGUUAGUAGUUGAGUGUUUAACUGUGCCAUUCAGGAUACAUAUCUGAAAGUUGGCACGUGAAUGCUGGGUUUUUGUUUUUAAUCUUUUCAACCCUUAAACCCGUCUUUCUCUAGUUUGUCUCCUUCAUGGUUUAUAUGUGCUGGAUAUCCACUGCCUCCCAGUUUAAUUGUCAGAUCCAUUGCCAUUACAGACAAGUUAUAGGUGGGGAGACUCCAGAGGGGCUGUGGAGCCCCCUGUGAUUUACAGCUUGGCCUUGGGACCUGGUCCAACCCUGAGACCUGGUAUUCCUGGAGAAUAAUCCCUGUGGGUUCCUGCUGCUCUCCCUAGUAUCUCCCCCUUUCCCCAUCCAGCCCUCCCACCUCUUUGGGUACACGCUGCAAGGCCAGGCAUUGCAUUGUCCUUUGAACCACUGGCAAAAGGAAUCCAUCGUCCUUACCUUGGGCAAAGGCUUAUCUUCUGGAUGUCACUUCCACAGGCAGCAUUGUGUAUGGCAGCUGACUGCCUUAGGAAGUGAAGAAACUGGCUGGUGACCAAUACUGUCCUUUCCAUGUAACACAGCCAUCAGAGUCAGCCUCUUCCUAUGGAGAAACAGGAACAGUUCAUGACAUCAUGUAUGACAAGGGCUCUCCCCUUGCCCGCCAGUCAACACCAUGUGCAAUACGGCUUUGCCGAUUCCUGGUUCUUCCCAGAUUCUGGCCUCAGCGCCCAUCUGUACCCCCCUACCCUUUCGCAUCAGUUAUGAACGGGCUGGGAUUUUUCAGACCAGACUUUCUGUCUCUGUUGCCAAGAAUAUCUGUCACUAGGUUGGAGGGAGGGGGUUGUUGCAACAGCCACGAUGCUACCUUUUGGAUUUGCACAAGAUAAGGUACUCCUGGCAACCAGGUGUUCUCCAUGGUUCCAUGAUCACAUCCAACAGGGCCAGCCCUUCUGAUUCAUUGUUUUAAUUAUUCACUCUAAGAACAGUUUGAUCUGACAUGUGAAAGAAACGAAGAUAAUAAUACCUGUUUGCUCGUGUAUUAAAUGAGACAAUGUGGUCAAAGUUCUCUGUAAUGUACUGUCUAAAUGCUGGCUGUGGGGUACCUUGCUCAUGGGGUGAGGUUGAGAGGGGAAGAGAUUGUGGUGAUUUACUGCAGUCUCCUCGGGACACACCCCUGAAGUCUCCGGUUGGGGAGGAGGAGCUGAGGGUAAAAGUUGUCACUCUUACGCAUUUACUAAUUAUUGUGCGCAAACAAGGCCCUUCUACCAGCUGGGAGAAGUGGUUCCCUUCCUCUCACAGGUGUUUAAAGCCACUAAAACGACUGUAAGGAAAGGUGAAACUGUUUGCCUCAAGGCUAUGUAUUUCUUCUUUUCACCAGCCACAGCCCUGAAAAGGCCUGAUCUUAUCCAAGGUAAAAAUCAGUUGCCUUUGAGUUGAUUCUGACUUACGGUGACGCUGUGCGUGUCAGAGUAGAGCUGUGCUCCAUAGGGUUUUCAAUGGCUGAUUUUUCAGAAGCAGAUUGCCAGGCCUUUCUUCCAGGGUGCCUCUGGGUGGACUCAAACUGCUAACCUUUUGGUAAGCAGCCAAGCCCAUUAACUGAGUGUAUUACCCAGAGACUUCUUAUCCAAGGUUGUUGUUAAUAGAUGCCGUCGAGUUGAUUUUUACUCAUAGUAACCAUAUGUGACAGAGUAGAACUGCACCAUAGGGUUUUCUAGACCAUAAUCUUUAAGGGAGCAAAUCACCAGGUCUUUGUCCCUCGGAGCCACUGGGUGAGUUCCAACCACCGACUUUUUGGUUAGAGCUGAGUGCUUAACCGUUGCACCCCGCAGGGCUUCUUGUAGCCAAGUGCUUUGUAAGUCCUUAGUGGCAUCCAUGACAAACAGAGUAUUUGCCUCCUUUCUCUGUCUACUAUAAAGACCGAGUAAGACCAUCGGGAAGACACCUCUAAGAGCCGCUGCAGGUUUUUUGAUCUUUGAGACAGGCCUGGCAAUCUGCUUCUGAAAGGUCACAGCCUUGAAAACCCUACGGAACGGUUCUACCCUGCACACACGGUGUUGCCACGAGUAGAAAUCAUGUGCUAACAAGAAGUCUUUGAAAACUGGGUAAAAGCUUUGGACCUGCCUCUUCCAUGAACAGAUACUUGCACAAGGGUUUAUAUACAUUUAUAUAUACAAUAUAUCUACAAUCCCAGCGGCUCAUGGAAGCCCCGCCCCAUGUCCAAGUUAUGAACCCCUGGUCUGGACUGAUUCUCGUAGCUCUUUUUCAGGUGCUGAAUCAUCCAAUAUGUCACUCAGAAGAUAAUGCCCAUAAGCAGUCUAUGACUGUGAAAAAAGGAUAUUUUCCAAAUGAAAUAUUUAGUUUUUAGGUGUCUGGAGUUUGCUGGAAAACAGAUACACAGGGAUUAAUAAAAUCACUUUUCUGUUUUACUUGGGUCAGCUUUCAAGGCUAGAAUGGUAGAGUUAGUCCUGACUCCACCCCUCUGCUGGUGCUGGCUCUUUCUUCCACCCCUGGGCCUCUGCCUCCUUGGGCAUUCCUUGCAGGCUUGUUCAUCCACUCAGACACUUGGCAGCCUUUCUAGGCAGGCACAGUGGGAGAUGGGGGCGGGGCGGCUAUGGAAAAAUGCGCUGUAACUCUGUAACUCUGGUGGAUUCCUGCCAUUAGGGGCAAGAGAGGAGGAGGUCCAGACAGAAGGCAGCACCGGAGAGGGCAGCUGGGCAGAGCAGACACAGGAUCCAAGGGGCUGUGCCAGGCAUGGCUCUAAUUCUAGAAAUGGCUGGUACCAGGGUACCCAGUAAUAAUGGGCCAGUGAAGAAUAAUGGAGUCAGGCACGCCGGACACGUUUCUCUGGGGAAUCUAGACACACGUGGAAGAUCCGGCCCCAGGGCAGGGGCCUGGAGGGCUAGGCAAGGGGAGGGGCUGCAGGACAUCCAAUCAGAACAGAGGCUAUAGCCCAGUUUUGCAGCCAGCUGGGUAUGGGGGCAAUAGAAAAGGAGGGGUGCAGCUCAGAUCUGUGUGGCAGGCCUCCCAGAUCCCCAGGCAGAUGGGCUGGGACAAUACGUGGUGACAUGAGAACUUGGUACUGUGGAUGGACCUCAGGAGUCCCCUGGGUGAGGGCCAGGUGGGCAGGUGCAGUAGACACACAUGCUGCCUGUUAAAACAAACAGCUCCUAAAAUGACAAGGACUCUGGAGUAGAAAAUCAUCUGAGACAGCUGAACAAGUGUGACUAAAACCGUGUGUGUGGUUUUAAUAUGCUGUUUUAAAGCAUAAAGCUUAAGAAAAAAAUUUUUAAACUUCUCACUGCUUUCAAGGUUCAAGAGCCCCGUAAGUACCAGCUGGGAGCUGGUCAGUGGUCAGCGGUCAGCGGCUAUCCACACUCCCGUUGUGGAAGCAUGGCUCCUGCAGGCCAGACCUUCCUCUGACAUUUAGGCUGUGGCUGGGCACGUGAGCCUGCAGGUGCAGGGAGAGGGUGUGUUGUCCCUGCUCACGUUUGCUGAGUGCCUACUGCAUGUCCGGCACUAGGUUUCUUAUGUGUUAGCUCACGUAAUCCUCAAAACCUGGUAAGCGUGAGGCAGAAAUGAAGGCUCGGAGAGGUUAAGAACUUUCCUAAGGUCACCCUGCCAGUUAGUGGCAUCGUGGAGACUUGGACCUAUUCUGGUUGUCCUCUACUCUCCUACCUCCUAGGUUGUGUUCCCAAACCACUUUGGAGACAUGCAGAGAUCUGCCUCCCAGCCCAGUUUUGGAAGAUGUCAUUUUGCAGAAGUGCUUGUGAGAUGGGGGAGUGGCAGUGGAGAUGGGAGACAGCAUAGCUGUCUGGCCUUGUAGUGCCCCUUGACCCAUUUCUGCAGCACGGAGAGGCCUCUGAGGGGCUUUGUGGUCCAUGCCUAUUAGUUGUUUACCUAGCCCCUACUUACCAAAAGUGAAAGAAAGGGGAAGGAGAAAAGCAUACAGCAAAGAAAAACUAGUAGCAAAGAUGACAAGAGAAAUUAUUACACUGCCUGCACUGGUGAGUAUAGAAGAAAAGCUGGCAGGUGGAUGGCGAACCAUCUUAGAUAGUAUAUUACUUUCCUGAGGCUGCUGAAACAAAGUACCACAAGCUGGGAGGCUUGAAACAGAAAUUUAUCCUCUCAUAACUGUGGAGACUAGAAGUCUGAAAUCAAGGUGUCGGCUCUCUCUGAAGGCUCUAGGGGAGAAUCCUUCUUUGGCUCUUCCAGCCUCUCGUAGUCCUAGGCAUUUCUCGGCCUGUGGCAGCUUAACUCUAAGUCUGUCUCCUUAUGUGUCUUUGUGUCUCUGUGAAUUUUCCCCUCUUUUGAUAAGGAUAAGCAGUCAUAUUGGAUUAGAGUCCACCCACUCCAGUGUGACCUUACGUUCACUAAUUACAUCUACAGAGAUGCUGUUUCCAAAUAAGGUCACAAUCACAGGUACCAGGGAUAGGACUUCAAUAUAUCUUUUGGUGGGGGGGACACAGUUCCACCCGUAACAGAUACAUAAGACUCCCAGAGGUGUAUAGAUGGGCUUCAGGCGAUACAGAAAUCUCCUGAGAUUAUAUGUAAAACAUUACAAGGAUGUGCUUUUUGUUCUGUGAGGUGAGUCCGUGGUUUUCACAGAAUCCCGAAAGAAGGUUGAGACUGCCGGAAAGUCUGAAUCUGUCUGAGAGGUUGCAAUUAUGCCCUGUGCGUGUUCUUUUAAUUACCCCCUACUGCUAAAAACAGAGAAUGGAGCUUCUAUAAUUUAGGAAUUCUGGGGUGAAUCCAGGAAAUAAGGCAGCAGUGGUGCGGUGUGCGUGGGGCAGAAUGUAUGUAAUAAUAUGAGAAAGAAAAAUCAGGACCAGGUGCUCCCCAGAUUUUGUGCCACCUUAUUCAACUGUCUGAUUUUAAUAGCUGCUGCGAGAGACAGGAACUUGUAGGGGAGGGGGAUGUAAGGCUCAGUGGAGUGAAGUCUGUUUGUGAAGGCAACACUUAGUCUCUUUGUUUCUGUGCUGGGCAGAUCGAUAUCCCUUCCGGACAGAGACCAUUUAACAGCCAUACUCUUUCAUCCCCUUGAGGAAUUUGGGGGAAACUGUCAGACUGAGAUCUGUGCAGCAAACCCUCCUAAAUGCAGCCUCUGUGUUCGCCAGUGCAAGUGAACGUCUUGUCUACAGCACUACACAAAUCAGCCUGGAGUCCAGUUUGCAUUCCUUCUGGAGCAGGAAAUAAAUCAAAUUUGCAUAUAGGAAAAUGUGUUGCACUGUCUUUGGCAGCUUCUGUAGCUGCUCAGUCUGGCGUGAAGAGGAGGUGACCUCUCCCCUGAAAUCUUCUCCUGCUUUCUUUGAUGGUUUCUCAGCUCUUCCUCCUUGAGCCCUGCUGCUUUUUAUGUGAGGUGUGUGCUUGGAGAUACAUGAGCUUCUCACCUGCCAUUGCGCCUCCUGGUUUACUGGGUUCAGGAUCAUGCAGGGACCGGGCAGGUGCCUGGGGAAGCAGGGUUGCUGAGAAACCUCAUCCUUCUUUUUCCUCUGCCCAGAGCUUCCCAGGCACUUGCCACGUUGCUCUUCAAGGCUCUGAGCCUGCAGCGGGUGUCCUCAGAUAUUUAGGUCUUCGCUGUCAUACGAGGCUGGUGCCCGACUGAGCGAGUCCAGAUAUGAAUUUAGUCUUUCCCUAGUUCCUGGGGCAAUGGGGGCAGUGGCAAAAUUCUCCUCUUCCAUGCAAGAGAUCUGGUUGCUGUGAUGCUUGAACAGAUUUCAGCAGAUUUUCUAGACUAAGCCAGACUAGGAAGAAAGGCCUGGCGAUCUGCUUCCAGAACUCAGCCGUGGAUCACAGUGGUCCGAUCAGGGGGAUGGCACAAGACUGAGCCAUGUUCCUUGCGUUGCCGGUGGGUUCACCAUUAGUCAGGGGCCACCUCGACAGCAGCUAACAGCAACAACAUCAUCAGCCUUACUCCCUAGUUCGUUAAAGCUGCCUUUUGUUUACCGAGAGUCAGAUCACUGGGGUUUAGUGGAGACCAAAAGCCAGGAAGGAACGAGCAUUCUGGGGGAUGAAGAAUCUCGGGGGUGGCUGUGUGCUGAUCAUGAUGCCUGGUAUUCACCCCCUGACAGUCUCUUCACUGUGGCUACGAGGACGAGCCAGACCUUGCAGCCUUGGACUAGUGCCCUCUGAUUCAAAGCCUGCCCCCACCCCCCGGCAGUGUCAUUGCCUGCAGGACUGCUUGAUGACCCCGAGUGGCUCAGUGCCUGCAAGGUUGAUGUCUUGAUUCUGGGGUGGCUUUGGUGAGCAGAGUUGAGGGUACCGGCGGCAUGGUUUCCCUGGCUGUCCUGAAGCAGUGAAAAGCAGAUACCUGGUAGGCAUAUCUUUCUCCCCAUGCCCCCCAACCAUGCCAUGUCAGUGGGUAUAUGGCACUUUUGGGAAAGGGGCUCGGUGCUCUCUUUCUACACCUCUCAGCAGAGGGGCUGCUGCUGAAAGGAAGCAUGUCCCUGUGAAAAUGGCUGACAGGCGGCUCCUGUUUCUAUGGUUACUCGGUAGAACGGGUUAGCAUUAGGGCUGCCCAAGGAAAAAGGAAAAACUGGCAUUGAGGCCAACGCCUGUGCAGGGGGUCUUCCUCCCGCCUGCUUUAACUGUCCUCCCCCGCACCACCAGGUGGAAUGGCCAACAUAUUUGACCCGGGGCUAUGGGAAUUUCCUUCAAGGGUUCAACUGAUUGCCAUGGAUUUUUUCACAGGUGGAAGAAGCAAUCCCCUCAGAUGGCCAGAGGGGGUCGCUGGAGAGCACCCAGCAGGACCUUUUCAUGAGCUCAGUGCUGCCCCCUCCGCCUCUCACUCCUUCCAGUUCCUGGGAUUGCCCUGUUGUUGGGUACCUUGGAGUCGAUUCCGAUUCACAGCGCCCCUGACAGAGGAGAACUGCCCCAAAGGGUUUUCUAGGCUAUAAUCUUUACGGAAGCAGAUCACCAGGUCUUUUCUCCCGUGAAACCGCUGGGUUGGUUCGAACUGCCCACCUUUAGGUUAGCAGCGGAGCAUUUAAUCAUUGCACCACCAGGGCUUCUUGAGAUUGCAUUGGAAACACUGAUCCCUGUCCCCAGAAGGGCGUGGUAUUUAGGAAAGCCUGAAUCCAAAUUUGAUUGGUCCUAAAUCACAUGUACCAAAUCAUCAAAAUGUGACCCCUGCCCAAGUCACAGCCUUUCCAUGGGGGCUGUGUAACAGGUUUAAUUAUAAAACUUGAAAGAAAAAAAAACCUCUUAUUUGGGCCCACAGCAUGAUUUUGUUCCCACGUGAUCAGAUAAUGGGUUUUGCAAUCAAAGGCAGGAGCCCCUGGUCCUUUGUCCUCUGCUGAGUGACACGCUGUUUUGGUCCUCCAUGUAACUAGAAUAGAAUAAUAAUUGUGGGGAGAAUGUGAGGGAAUUGAUCAGUGUGGGUAGGAUGCAUUUAAAAGCAUAACAAGUGAAGGGCACUUUGCAAAUUCAUGCCAUUAUCAUCUUUGCUUGCAAUAACAGCACGCUAUUUUAGUCUCUCUCCUUGGCUGUCUCAGGAGAAAAUUGAUUAAAACUUUUGAGUGCUCCUUCAGAAAUUUCUUUCAGCAUGCAACAAAAAUAAAAGAUGCUUAAGAAACAGUUACCUAAUAAGAUUAGUCCAUUCUUUAGUCCUGAGGGAACAAAUUCUUGGGGAUUUUGGAGGCAUUUUUUAGAGUAAACAGGGAAAGCCUCAGGUGACAAGAGCUGUGAUUCAACAGUGACCUGAAUGUCUUUUUGUUUUGCUUUUGCCCUGACUUUGGAGCAGUUGACUACAUAAUUCUAUGUAAUUUACAUGUCUGAGUUAUUUGCAUAUUUACUUUCAGGAAUGCAUUUCAUUCACGAUUUCUGGGGAGAAGGCAUCGGGAAUUCAGAGGCCUUGGGCUGACUAAACCCUGGUGGUGCAGUGGUUAAAGUGCUUGGCCCCUAACCAGAAGGUCAGCAUUUCAAACCCACCAGACACCAGACACUCCAUGGGAGAAAGAUGUGGCAGUGUGUUUCCACAAAGAUUUACAGCCUUGGAAACCUUCAAAGGGCAGUUCUACUCUGUCCUACAGGGUUGCUAUGAGUCCGAAUCGACUUGACAGCAGUGGGGUUAGUUUGGUUUGAAUUUCUGUGCAGAAUUUAAUAAAAUGCUUCCCUUCCUUCCCUGGGCCUGGGAUGAUGUUUUUCUAGACUCUUGGGGAGUUUUUUUUUUUUUUAGCUUAGAGGAGCUUGUUAAACCAGUUGCCAUUGAGCCAUUUCCGAUUCAUGGUGACCCCAUGUGUGUCAGAGUAAAGCUGUGCUUCAUAGAGUCUUUGAUGGCUCAUUUUUUUUUCCGCCAGGCCUUUCUUCUCAGGUGCCUCUGGGUGGACUUGAACCUCCAACCUUUUGGUUAGCAGCCAAGCUUGUUAACCAUUUGCACCAUCAGGGACUGAAGGAGCUUGUUAUUUCCUGCCAAAUAGGUGAAAAUGAGGCCCCUUACCUGGUGGCUCUUGGCCUGCUUGGUGAGUCAUAAGCUGCUGAAACCAUAUGAACUUAGGGCUGUUCAUGUGGAUGUACCCUUUGAAUCCCAUAUAAAGGAAAUGAAGGCAAACAAAGAAAAGUUUCCCAUGGACCCCGUACAUGGACCUUGGAGGACAGUAUUGACCCACGAGCUGGAUCAUCUCCAAGGGCUCUUCCAGCUCAAAAACGCUUUGAGCUCUACCACCUUUCGUGCUUGCUUCCAGGUCCUCUCCUGGUGCCCAAGACUACAAAUCUGACCUCCUAAAAUUAUGAAUUUAGGUGGAGGAGGAGUGAGGAGAAAACCAGUGGAAGGAGGAGAAAGAAUGCCAGUUCUCCCAUCUGUUCCUGUGGCAGUAGAUCCUUUGUAGCUUCAUCCCCACUCCCAACGUGUUUAUUAGGCUGAGUUUCUGCCCCUUCCGGUGGAUGGGAAAUCCGUGGCCCCUAAGCCCCUCAUCUGAGCACAGAACUUCUCACUGGACAUUGAACAAUUUCCUAUUUUUCAAGCUGACUUGACCUAAUCGAAAGGCCAAGGUCUCCCAAGGAUUUGACACUAAUCCUGUUGGAUAUUUCUCAUACCUCCCUCAGGCCUCAUCUGGUGUUAUUCCUUUCUGGACUGAAUAGGUUCUGUUUCUUCCCAGUUGCAAGUUUCUGCCUGUGUGAGGUUUUAGAAGACUUUGGGACACAUUCCAUUUUUGAGUGGCUGAAGCCACAGCGAGUUAAUAUUUGGAACUGUAGGAAGGGAAGAGCUACAGGCAAAAAUCUGGGUUUGAUAAAAAAACAGAAUUGUUGUGUAUCCACCGUAACUGGAAUGAAAGAAGAAAAGCAAUUACCUUCCCCUAAAUAAAGGUAUUGGGGCCUCUUGGUAGGGGUAAAGGCCUCUUACCGCAGGGGAAUCUAGAAAGACCAUGCGUGGCUGCAGUGGACUGAAGGUUUGUGCGCUAGAUCUUGGUUAGGCAGAGUGGGUAAUUACAGUGAAGAUGGGUAAUUACAGUGAAGUAUUUAAAGUGACAGGGGAGUGGGACAAACAGCUGAGUCAGAAGAGGGUACACAGCCUCCCAACAGACUGUAGGGCCAGGUGGGGAGGGAACGGGCGUUCAGAGUGUUUGCUGACAGACUUGCUAAUUAAACACCAAAAGGCAAUGUUGCUUUGCCAGUAGAGAUGGCUGUGCCAACGUUAUCAGCUGCAAACUGACUGCCAGAAGCAUCCUAAUUAAAAAUAAACAGCUCUGGAGGUGGGCGUGAGAGAGUGGGGGUAGAGGUUGUGCCUGCAUCCUUAGGGCUUCUUCAGGAGUGCUCCUAGGGAGAGUCACGCCCUGGUCACUUUUAGGCCACCUCCUUUCCUCAAAGGAGUCUCUGUCCCGUAGCAAGCUGGUGUGAUGUGCACAACUCCCCCUGCUUCCGUAAUCUGCCAGGUGCUGGGGUGACCGGCAAACAGUCAAAGCCACUCGGAGCAGAUUGCAUGGUGUGCUUCAACCCUGAGAAGGAAAGGCCGCCUGGGGGGUUAAUGAUUUCUGCUCAGUCUCUAAACUGAGGGGACAGCUAAAGCCCAGAGCCUCUGCUGAGAGGGGUUAGAAUUUCAUCAGAAAGCAAGGCUGGUCACAUGAGAAUUUCUGGCACCCGUGUGUAUGGCAGGCUGGACACCAGCCUGCCAGAAUUGAGUGAGUGCAUCGUGUUGGCUUGAGCUGAGGGGAAAAGUCCCAGACUGGCCUGGGAGAAAGAGCCGGCUCCCUCCCAGCCCGGCGACUGCGGGCAGGACUGAGGCUCUAACGCCCUAAGCCUCCUUUCUUUUAACCCUAAGGAAAGUGUGUGGUCCCGGGGAAGGACGAUUAAAGAUGCCUAAGGAAUGCAAUGCUUUCCACGCCCUCUCGGCAGCCCUGUGCUGCUUCUAUCACCGCAAGUCUUUCAUUGGAGUCAAGUUCUCCAAGGAGAGGCAUGCCAUGGACAGGACCCCUGAGAGGCUGAAGAAAGAGCUGGAGGAGGAGCUGCUGUUGAGCAGCGAGGACCUGCGCAGCCACGCCUGGUACCACGGCCGCAUCCCCCGACAGGUGUCAGAAAACCUCGUGCAGCGAGAUGGUGACUUCCUGGUCCGUGACUCUCUAUCCAGCCCCGGAAACUUCGUCCUGACCUGCCAGUGGAAGAACCUCGCUCAGCACUUCAAAAUCAUCCGGACGGUCCUGCGGCUCAGUGAGGCCUACAGCCGCGUGCAGUACCAGUUUGAGAUGGAGAGCUUUGACUCCAUCCCCGGCCUGGUGCGCUGCUACGUGGGCAACCGCCGGCCCAUCUCCCAGCAGAGUGGAGCCAUCAUCUUCCAGCCCAUCAACAGGACGGUGCCCCUGCGGUGCCUGGAAGAGCACUAUGGUACCUCCCCGGGCCGGGCUCACGAAGGCAGCCUCGCCGAGGGACGGCUGGAGGUGGCCAAGAGGCUGAGCCUCACCAUGGGCGGUGUACCUGCCCGAGAGCAGAGCUUGGGCAGGGGAAACCUCCUCAGGAAUAAAGAGAAGAGCGGUAGCCAGCCAGCCUGCCUCGACCACAUGCAGGACAAAAGAGCCUUAUCCCUCAAAGCCCACCAGUCGGAAAGUUACCUGCCCAUUGGCUGUAAGCUGCCCCCUCAGUCCGCAGGUGUGGACACAAGCCCAUGCCCAAACUCACCCGUGUUCAGGACGGGCAGCGAACCCACCCUUAGCCCGGCACUGGUUCGGAGGGUCUCCUCGGAUGCUAGGGUAGGGGAGGCACUGAGGGGCUCAGACAGCCAGCUGUGCCCCAAGCCACCCCCUAAGCCUUGCAAAGUACCCUUCCUCAAGGCUCCGCCAUCCCCAUCCACUUGGCUCAACCCCGAGGCCCACUACUGUGAACUGAACCCAGCCUUUGCUACAGCCUGCGACACGGCAGCAAGACUGCCCUCAUGUGCCCAGGGCAGCUACGUGGAGCUGCUGGCAGCCAGGCAGAAUGGCGCCCUGGGUCCCCGGAACUCUGGCAUCAGCUACUUGAUCCUUGAUGACGAUGAUGGGGCAAGACCUUGGGAGCCACUGGCAGCACAGACGGACAAGGGACAGGAGGACAAGGGCGAGUUUGUGAAGCCCAUCCUGGAGACUGACUCCUCGUUCAGGCCUAACGACUUUGAGUCGAAGCUCCUUCCUCCUGAGAAUAAGCCCCUGGAAACAGCAAUGCUGAAACGUGUAAAAGAGCUGUUCAGCAACCGCGACCCCAAGGUGAUCGCCCAGCACGUGCUGCAGAUGGACUGCAAGGUUGCUAGGAUACUCGAGGUCUCUGAAGAGAUGCAGAGGAACAUGGGCGUGAGCUCAGGGCUGGAACUCAUUACCUUGCCAUUUGGACACCAGCUGCGCCUGGACAUAAUUGAAAGACACAACACCAUGGCGAUUGGCAUUGCAGUGGACAUUCUGGGCUGCACGGGCACUUUGGAAGACCGAGCAGCCACUCUCAACAGGAUCAUCCAGGUGGCAGUGGAACUGAAAGACUCCAUGGGGGACCUCUAUUCCUUCUCAGCCAUCAUGAAGGCCUUGGAAAUGCCACAGAUCACAAGGUUAGAAAAAACAUGGACCGCCCUGCGGCACCAGUACACCCAAACCGCCAUCCUCUACGAGAAACAGCUGAAGCCCUUCAGCAAACUCCUGCACGAAGGCCGAGAAUCCACAUGUGUUCCCCCAAACAACAUAUCAGUCCCAUUGCUGAUGCCUCUUGUGACCUUAAUGGAGCGGCAGGCUGUCACUUUCGAAGGAACUGACAUGUGGGAAAAAAAUGACCAAAGCUGUGAGAUCAUGCUGAACCAUUUGGUAACAGCCCGACUCAUGGUGGAGGCUGCGGACACCUACCGGAUGAAUGCUGAGAAGAUCCUGGAAGGUUUUCAGCCAGAUGAAGAAAUGAGUGAAAUCUUCAAGACUGAAUUUCAAAUGAGAUUGUUAUGGGGCAGCAAAGGUGCACAAGUCAAUCAGACAGAGAGAUAUGAGAAAUUCAACCAGAUUUUAACUGCGCUCUCACGUAAACUGGAACCCCCUCCUGUAAAGCAGGCGGAGCCCUGACAAACCUCCAGAGAACCUUAGGAUAUUCUUUCAAGCUUCUCCAGUUUCUUCUUUGGGAAAGCUUAUCAUUUGAUAAAGUCAUAAAGCAUAAAUCUGACAAUAUACAAGCUUUUAGUAUCCACAGGAUAUUAAACAUGUAAAUUGCACAGAACACACUUAUUUAUGAAUUGUUUAAAAUUACUACUGAUUUUUAAAUAAAUGAUAAUUUAUUAUGAAGGUAACUAUUGCUAAUAUUGAUUGGCAAAUUUUAAGAGGAGACCUAGCUGUGUUGGCUGGUUUCUUUCUAUUAUCACUGUAUUUGACCAUUUUUAGUUUUUGAUUCCAUGUCAGAUAAGUGUAAAAAGAAGAGUUUUUUUUAAAGCAUGACACAUUUCAGAAGGUAUCAGUUGUAUGAUAUUCUUUAAAUAUGAAAAAUGUAAAUAGUCAUGAAUGAAAAUAUACCUUUUUGUGAAAUGAUUGUAUGCAGCCUCUUUAAUAUUAAUCACCUUAUCCCAGUACAGUAAUUCUACCUCCUCGCCUCUUCCCUAGACACCUUAUUCUGAGGAUAAACCAAAAUUAAUAAAGUGGUAUCAAAAAUUCAAGGUUUCUGGCUUGGUAGAGAGUGAAUGGUGAGACAAAGUAGAGUUGGUUUCAGAAGACCUGGAUGGAUUCAAACUCCAGUUCUGGCAAUUACAAACUUUGGUGAAGAUAAUCUCGUCUAAAGAAAAAAGCAAAGUGGGACAAAUAACACAAAGUAAGAUGCCAGAAAUAAGUCCAAACUUACCAAUAAUCAGUCUAAAUGUAAAUGACUGAAACUGCCAGUUAAAAAUAAGAGAUGGUCCGACUGGACUCAACCCACCUGGAGCAAAGGAGAAUGAAGAACAGCAAAGACACAAGGUAUUUUGAGCCCAAGAGACAGAAAGGGCCACAUAAAUCAGAGACACCGGCCUGAGACCAGAAAAACUAGAUGGUGCCCAGCUAUAACCAAUGACUGCCAUGACUGGGAGCACAACAGAGAAAACCUGAUGGAGCAGGUGUACAGUGGGAUAUAGACCUUAAAUUCUCAUAAAAAGACCAGACUUAAUGGUCUGACUGAGACUAGAAGGACCCCAGAGGUCAUGGAACCCAGACCUUCUGUUAGCCCAAGGCAGGAACCAUUCCCAAAGCCAACUCUUCAGACAGGGAUUGGACUGGACCAUAAGAUAGAAAAUGAUACUGGUGAGGAGUGUGCUUCUUGGCUCAAGUAGACACAUGAGACUAUGUUGGCAGCUCCUGUCUGGAGGGGAGAUAAGAAGGCAGAGGGGAACAGAAGCUGGCUGAAUGGACACGGGGAAUACAGGGUGGAGAGGAGUAUACCGUCUCAUUAGGGGGAGAGCAGCCAGGAGUACACGGCAAGGUGUAUAUAAAUUUUUGUAUGAGAGACUAACGAUUUGUAAAAUUUCACUUAAAACUAUAUAUAUAUAAAAAGAGAUGGUCAACUAGAUUUAAAACAAAACAACCUUAUGCUGUUUACAAGAAACACAGUUAAAGCAUAAAGACAGAUUGAGAGUCCAUAAAGAGGAGAGUAAAGGGAGGGAAAAGGGUGUGAUUUUGAACAGCAAUGUGGCAGCUUCUGGGGUGUUGGCAAUGCUUUAUUUCCUGCCUUGGGUGUUGACUUUCUAAUCACUUAAGCUGCACAUUAUGCAUUAUUCCGAAUGUGCAUUUUAUAAUA
Messenger RNA from Loxodonta africana (African savanna elephant), 32344 nucleotides. It is a transcript of the gene BCAR3, whose product is annotated as BCAR3 adaptor protein, NSP family member. The record is from RefSeq and is a predicted model, not a curated record. The coding region runs from base 28450 to 30654 and encodes 734 amino acids. The transcript is spliced from 10 exons. NCBI's taxonomy places the organism in Eukaryota, Metazoa, Chordata, Mammalia, Proboscidea, Elephantidae. Gene Ontology annotation, molecular function: guanyl-nucleotide exchange factor activity; phosphotyrosine residue binding. Gene Ontology annotation, biological process: positive regulation of peptidyl-serine phosphorylation; small GTPase-mediated signal transduction.